AUGAAUUCUGAUUAGAUGAUAAGUCUUAUGCUUCCAGAUAAUAAUACUUACAAUUUCAGUGUUAAAAAUAAAGAGGAAGUCUAUUAUAGACAAAUUGCUAAAGGUAGAAACUAAUAUUAAAUAAUAGAAAUUAAAUUGGGAAUCCCUGAAGAGUUCUUAGCAGUUUAUGAUUUGAAGUAAAACAAAGUCAUUAGCAAAUAUUUUGAUAAGUAAUUCUAUAAUCUUACAAAAGAUUAGACCCAAAUUCAGUUUACAGAAUUUUUCAUUUAUAAAAGGCAGCGAGCAUAAUCUAAAGUAAGGAUUAGGAAAUAACAAAGUACAAGGCUGAAAUUUAGGAACUUAAGGAAAAAUAAAAAUCUUUUGAAAUUGAAAAUCAAAAAAUCUAGCUUCAAUCAGAUGCAAAAGUAAACGAGCUUCAAGAAAAAUUAAUUGAAGCUGAAAAGCAGUUAUAAGUGGGUAAGGAUAAAAUCUAAGCAUAAAGAAAAGAUAUAGAGUCUUUGUAAUAUGAUUUAAAAGUAAGCAAUAGUCAAUAAGAUGUGGUUAAAUAAGACAUGAUAAAAAAGUUGCAAGAAAAAGAUGAAAAAUGUGAUACAUAUGCUCAAUAAUGUUAAAAAUAUAUCAAGGAUAUCGAAAAUUUACAGAAUUAAUAAUAAUUAUCUAGGCAAAAUCUAUAUUAAGUUUAAGAAUAGUUCUAAUUAUAUUAGUAAUAGCUUUCAUCCUCCUUAUAAUAGUGGCAAUAAUAUUCACAUUAAUUGGAAUCAGAAAAAAAAACUAUUCUUUUAGAAAAGAACAAAUCGGAUACAGAAGUAAAGAGAUUGAUGAAGAAAAUUGAACUAUUAGAAGAGGAUACUCAACAUAAAAUAACUGAAAACACUAGAUUGAAAAGAGAAAAAGCUUCUUUAUAAAAAGAAUUAAAUUCAUUGCAAGAAGAUAUCACUGAUGUAAAUAAAUAAUAAGAAAAGUUAGAAGGAUCAUUAAGGAAAUUAUAAUCAGAUAUUGCACUUAAAGAAGGAGAAUUAUCUUAAAAAAAUAAAGAGAUUAGUUAGCAAAAAGAAAAUUUAGAAAAUUUGAAUCAAAAGCUUGCAAGCAAGGAAAGGGAGAUUCAAGAAUUAUAGAACAGAUAAAAUUAAUAAAAUAAAAAUGAAGACUCAUAGCAUAUAUUGAUCUUAUAGGAAUAAGUGAAGCAAUUAAAUGAAUAAAACAACCUUUAUAUGAAAUCAUUAGAAUCAGUACAGAGCCAAACAUACGAAUUGUAGAGUAAACUAAAUUAAGAAUAAUAAUAAACUAAUGAGUUGCAAGUUAUAAAGGAAAAUUUGGAAAAAAAAUUGAAAUCAUUUUAAGAGGAAUCAAAAUAUAAAUUGGAUAAAAAAUAGUAGGAAAUUGAAUCAUAACAAUAAAAUCUUUAAAAUGAAUUGAAUAUGAUUUAACAGAAUUUAUAAGAGUAGAUCCAAAAACAUGAAGAAGAUGCUAAGUAAUGGAAAGAAAAGGAAUAAAAUUAUGAAAGUGAUAUUUAAAAAUUUAAAGAAACAUUAGAGAAAUUUAAAAAUGAAAAAAUUAAAUUUGAAGAAGAUACUAAUAAGUAAAGAUAAGAUCUUCUCAACCGAAUAUAUGAAUGCGAUGCUUAGUUGUAUGAGAAGGAUUCUGAGCUUGUGGCAAUUUAAAAUUCAGCCAUAGUACCUGUUUACUAGUUUAGAAUAUAAAGAUUAGUCGAAUAAGUACCUAGAGAAUAUUUCAAAGAUAUAGAAUUUGCAGUUGAAACUAUGAUGCUAAAUAAUGUAAAUCCAGAAAAAUUUCUAUAAGAUAAUUAAGCCAAAUGUUAAAAAUUGACUUUUAAUAUGAGUCAAAUUUAACUAAAUAAGGCAAGGGCAGAGGUGACUCUAUAUAACAUUAGUGACUAAGAUUACAGAAGAUGUGCUGAUAUCACUAAUAUUGGAAAAAUAACUGGUAUUUAAUGUUUUGUUCAAGUCGAAUCUGAUAAAUCGUCUUUGGAUAGGUAUUACUUUUUCAAAUGUCUUGAAUGCCCCAACAAGAAGUAAUUUGAAGGUAAAAUUUUCGGAAUUAAAUAAUGCAAAAAUCAAGACAUAGAAGAUUUGGAGACAAAAGAAACAGCCAUUGAUAAUUGUUUGUCAACAAUAAUUGCUUAGGAUGUUAUGAAUAAGUUUGUCAGUGAGCUAAAGGAAAAAAAAGCUGAAAAUAUUUUAGAGUACAAAUUCAGAGAGUAAUAUAUUAUCGAAACUACAAAGGAUUUUAAGCAAGUUUUAUCAGAAUAAAUAUAGGGCUAAUAGCUAGUACUUUAAGAUUAAGGUAUUAAGAAUUAUGUUGAGUUUAUUGAAUCAUUAACUGGCGAAUAAUCAAAUGAAUUUUAUGAUUUUACUAGGGAGUAUUCAACCGAUAGAAAUUAACCUGCAGAUGGAAACAUAAUUCAAGCAUUUUUGCAUAUUUAAAAUGAUAAGAAACUUAAGGAUAUUUAUGCUAAAUUUAAUCCAGAUAUUAUCAAAAAGUAGCUUCACCAUUUUAUUGAUUUUAUUGGAGGAAAUUUGAAAGAAAUGCCCUAAAGACUUGUAAGAUAUUAAUAUAAUAAUUUAGUAUUAUUCCAUUCAAGAAAUCGAAAUUAAACCAAAUUUUUAAAAAUAUAAUGGAGGACAUUUGAAAUUUGAUUCAAGUCAGGAAGGAAAGUUCUUAUCUGCAUUUACAUAUUAUUCAAUCAUUAAGAGUUAAAGAUAGAUGUGUAUUUCUCACUUACAAGGAGUUGGAGAUUAAUUAUAUAAUCCUUUAGUUUCGACUUAUGAUGGAUUUUUAGAUAAAUUGGAUUAGGGAUUUAAUGAAAUAAGAACCAUUGAAUCAAAGUUUUUAUCAGAAUCCAAUCUUAAUAAAGGAAUAGAUUAUAUGAAAGCUCUUGGUAUCAAAUGGAAUUGA
Molecule: messenger RNA, 2916 nt
Organism: Paramecium octaurelia
Lineage: Eukaryota; Ciliophora; Oligohymenophorea; Peniculida; Parameciidae
Source: the annotation of a GenBank genome assembly